AUGUUCGAUAAAGAUAAAAAAACAACGUUCAAGAGGAAAUUUAUUUCUUUAGAAGUAAAGAUACAAAUCUUGGAUCGUCUUUUGAAAGGAGAAAAAGCAUCUCACAUUGGAAAAAGCCUUAAUUUGAAUGAAGAAACAGUCCGGACUAUCAAGAAAAAUGAAAAAGAAAUAAGAAGUGCAGUUGCUGCAGGAUCUUUGACAUCCGCAAAACGUGCAGCUCGCCCCCGGGCGCCAGUAAUUGAGAAAAUGGAAAAGGCACUCAGCAUUUGGAUUGGUGAUUGCUGUCAAAAAAGAAUUCCAUUAGAUGGCAAUAUCAUCAAACAAAAAGCACUAAAAAUUUACAAACAUCUUAAAGAACAAGGAGAAUCCUCUGUCAACCCAGAUUUUGUGGCAAGAGAAUCUGCGUCGGCUGAUCAUGAAGCCGCUAGGACGUGUCUAGAAAAAAUUCAAAACAUUAUAGAAGAGCAAAGAUACACAGCAGAUAAAGUUUUCAAUGCCGACGAAACUGGGCUUUGGUGGAAAAAAAUGCCCAGUAGAACCUUUAUAUCGAAAAAAGAAAACACAGCACCCGGUUUUAAGGUGUCUAAAGAUCGUCUAAUGCUCCUUUUGUGCAGUAAUGCAUCGGGGGUCUUCAUGACAAAACCCUUGUUAGUUUAUAGAUCUUUAAAUUCUCGUGCACUUAAAGGCGUAAAUAGAAACACCUUACCAGUAUAUUGGAAAGCAAAUCCAAGAGCUUGGGUAACUGGAAAUUUAUUUAAAGAUUGGUUUUUAAAUUGUUUUGUGCCAAACGUCGAACGUUAUUUAAGACAGAAAAAUUUGAGCUUCAAGGCGCUAUUACUAUUAGAUAAUGCUCCAUGUCACCCACAAGAUAUGAAUAAUCCAAACGUCAAAAUACUGUUCCUACCACCUAACACUACUUCGUUGCUCCAACCAUUGGAUCAAGGCAUUAUUUAUACCUCUAAAACGUAUUACAUAAGAAGAGGAUUACGGUGGAUUUUAGACGUAACCGAUUCAAAAUCAAUUAAUGUAAUGGAAGCUUGGAAGAAAUUUUCAAUCAAGCACUGUAUCGACAUCAUACCUUUGUCGCUGAAAGAACUGAAAACAUCAACGUUAAAUGUGUGUUGGAAGAAGAUAUGGCCCUCUUCAGUUGAAAUAGAAAACGUGCGUGACUCGUCAGAAAAUGAAAUUGGUGGCAUAUUAGAACUUUCUAAAUCAAUCGGAGGCGAAGGUUUUGUGGAUAUAGCUAUUGAAGACGUUCAAGAUUUAUUAGUGGAAGAAGAAGUUGACGAAGCGGAUUUGAUAGAAAUGGCACCCGAAGCUGUAAAUCAAAUCGAUUCUGAGGACACUAGCACUGAUGAAGAUUGUGCAGUUAAUAAUUUAACAUUAAAAAAAUUACAAGAAGGCCUAAGCUUAGCUGAAAAUCUCGAGACAUUUUUCUUGGAUGCAGACUCUUCUACUGAAAAAAGCCGAAAAUUCAAAAGGGAGCUGCAAAACUGUCUAGCUCCAUACCGAGAAAUUUACAAUGACCUGGUAAGAACCAGUAACCAAAGUACAAUUACAGAUUUUUUUAAGAGGGAAGAAGAUGCAGGAACUUUAAAUGAAGAAAAAAGUUCUGAAAGUGAAGACGAUAUCAUUCCAUCGCAAAAACGUUCUCGGUUGAUUAUACUGAGCAAUGACGACGAAGAAAUUGAUUAA
Messenger RNA from Megalopta genalis, 1695 nucleotides. NCBI's taxonomy places the organism in Eukaryota, Metazoa, Arthropoda, Insecta, Hymenoptera, Halictidae. The record is from RefSeq and is a predicted model, not a curated record.